AUGCUGCGCUCGCUGUCGUCCAAGCUGCCGCUGCACAAGCUGGCCGGCGCGCGCGCCUUCUCGGCGUCCGUGGCCGACUCGCACCUGCUGGUGAUCAACGCCGGCAGCUCAUCGCUCAAGUACUCGCUGUUCGACCUGCAGCCCGAGGGCGUGGGCGCCGCCGUGUUCACGGGCCUCGUGGAGCUGUCCACGCCCAGCAGCAAGAACGGCCGCAUCACGCACAAGACGCUGGCCACGGGCAAGAAGGAGCAGAUCGAGCUGCCGCUCGACACGCACCGCACGGCGCUCGAGACGGCCGUGGGCAAGUUCUUCGGCUCGGACCUCGACGGCAUCAAGGCCGUGGGCCACCGCGUCGUGCACGGCGGCGAGGCCUUCAGCAAGGCCUCGCUCGUGGACACGCAGGUGAUCGAGGCCAUCAAGGCCAACAUCAAGCUCGCGCCGCUGCACAACCCCGGCAACCUGCUGGGCAUUGAGGUGGCCACGGAGGUCUUCGGCCCGUGCCCGCAGGUCGUGGUCUUCGACACGGCCUUCCACGCCACGAUGCCGCCCAAGGCCUACACGUACGGCAUCCCGCACAAGCUCUACGAGGACUUUGGCGUGCGCCGCUACGGCUUCCACGGCACGAGCCACCAGUUCGUGGCCAAGAAGGCCGCGGCCAUGCUCGGCAAGCCCGUGGAGGACUGCAACUUCGUCACGUGCCACCUGGGCAACGGAUCCAGCAUCGCCGCCAUCCACAAGGGCCGCUGCAUUGACACAAGCAUGGGCAUGACCCCGCUCGAGGGCCUCGUCAUGGGCACGCGCUGCGGCGACGUGGACCCGGCCCUGCACGCCUUCCUCUGCAAGGAGCUCGACAUGACCAUCCAGGACGUGGACAAGAUGCUCAACAAGCAGAGCGGCCUGCUCGGCAUCUGCGACGAGAGCGACAUCCGCGUCAUCCAGGACCGUGUGCGCGCCGGCAACGACCCCGCGGCCUCUUUGGCGCUGGACGUGUUCGCCCACCGCGUGCGCAAGUACCUGGGCGCCUACGCGCUGGAGCUGGGUGGCGACCUGGACGCCCUCAUCUUCACGGCCGGCAUCGGCGAGAGCUCGGCCAUGAUCCGCGAGCGCGUGUGCCGCAACCUCGGCUUCCUGGGCAUCGAGCUCAACGAGGACAAGAACGCCGUGUCCAUGAUGGGCUCGGGCCCCGUCGAGAUCCAGGCCGACAACGCCAAGACCAAGGUGAUGGUCGUCAACACGGACGAGGAGCGCAGCAUCGCCGAGCAGACAUACGAGAUCGCGCUCAAGCAGUAAAUCUGACCGUCGCUGGCGUAUC
Phytophthora sojae is the source of this 1312-nucleotide messenger RNA. RefSeq lists its product as hypothetical. The record is from RefSeq and is a predicted model, not a curated record. Gene Ontology annotation, molecular function: acetate kinase activity. Lineage: Eukaryota; Oomycota; Peronosporomycetes; Peronosporales; Peronosporaceae. Gene Ontology annotation, biological process: acetate metabolic process; phosphorylation. The coding region runs from base 1 to 1290 and encodes 429 amino acids. The transcript has a single exon.